Molecule: messenger RNA, 1794 nt
Organism: Spirodela intermedia
Lineage: Eukaryota; Viridiplantae; Streptophyta; Magnoliopsida; Alismatales; Araceae
Source: the annotation of a GenBank genome assembly
AUGCUCGGUGAUAGUCCGCUUCUAGCUCAAAGCGGAUGUAUACACUUCGAUAGUCUCUAGCUCCAAUAGAGACUCGGCCCUAGAAAUUUCCAAGUGCCAAGUAAAUCCUCUCUAUGUCAUCUAUGGUUGGUUGUUUCAUAGUGAAAUGACCAACCAAGGUAUGUCAGAAUGUGGCUGCCAUUUGUGAGACCUCCUCAUGAGUAAAAGUUAUAGUCCUCAUCCCGUCAUCCUCGCUAUAGCCUCGCACUAGUACAAUAGUAUCAUAGUAUGAGAAUAGUAUAUGACACAACGGUCCCUGUGGCGUGACAAUCUUUGUGGAGGGGACAGAGGGUCCAGACACUCGUUGCGCCCAUGAUAGGUGUCUAGUGGGCACAAUCGGGUUUGGCCUAUGGGGCACAAUAGUGUCUAGCCCACUGGGUGUGGAUAUGGUGUGCCCAAGGGAUGUGUUCAGGGCCAGUACAGAGGUCUCAAUUAGUGUUGUGAUCCUAGCUGGUUCGAGGGGCUCAAUUUGAGAGAGCCUAGGGGGCCCUAUAGGUAGGGGUAAAAUCGGCCUAAGCUGUUGACUCUAGGCAGGCCCAGAGGACAUGGCUGAGGGUGGGCAUAAAAGUCAGUAUCCUAUCCUCUUUUUGGGCCGUAGGCGCUUGCCCCUAGACUUCUCCAAGAUAAGUCUAUUGGGGUCACCAUGGAUUGGUCCAAGACUAUCUUGGGUGAGCCCAUCUGGGCCUCCUUCGACGGGCCCAUUUAGCUCCUUUGGGCCACCCAGUUUAGGCUCCUUUGGGCCUCCCUUGGUAGGUGCAAGUGGCAUACCUUGAGUAGGCCCAAGUGUGCCUUGGGUGGGCCCAUUUGGGCCACCUAGCUCAAGCCCCUUUGGGCUUCCCUUUGUGAGCCCAAAUGGGUUGCCUUGGGUAGGCCCAAGGGUGCUAUGAGCGGGCCCCUUUGGGCCAUUCUGCUUAGGCUCCUUUGGGCCUCCCUUAGUCAGCCCAAAUGAGCUGGCUUGGGUAGACCCAACGUUUGGGCCUACCUAGGCAAGAGCUUGGACCGGUGCACCCUGAGCCAGCUGCUCAGGCUCAGCCUAGGCCACCUAUGCCUGGGCCGGUGCGUCCUGAAAUGGCGCAGUAUCGAUGGGCUGGGCCGGCUCGACCAAGGUCUGCUCACUCUCGGUCUGUUUGGCCUGGGGUGGCAUGGCUUGGGCCAAAGCGGCCUCAGAUAGUGCUACUUGGGCCAGCUCAGCCCUAGCCACCUUGGUGGAGGCUCGCACGGGCCACGCUUGUACGGUGCCAGUUGAGUUGGACUCGACACGUGAUGGUGCAAGGUUCCGUGCGAUGCCAACGUCCGCAGCGUCUGACGUUGAUGACGUCAGUAGCGUCACAGCCGAGGCAUCGACGACUACAAAAGGUUGCAGCACCUUUACGGCCACGUGAUCCCCUCCGUUGAUCUCAAGAUCAACGAUUGGAUCAAUUUACCCAUUGUGCCCAUCACCGUCCGAGGGCGGUGCCUUGGGCAUAGUAAUCGAGGUAAAGGCGAUAGCAUCUAUUGAGGCCUUUAUAGCCGAUUGAUUCUGACCAUUGAUCAUACAAUCAAUGGUUGGAUCAGAGGGAGCCUCUUCACCCGCUGUCGCCUCAUUCUUGGAGGUAGAGUAGAUGGCAUCAACUACUGUCCCCUCUGAUUCGGGCCUUGGAAGACGCAAGCUGAUGUCGAAUCACGAACGUCUGUGGUUCGACCAUUCAGCUCAUUUAUGGCCCAGCUCAUUUGGCCGUCUCGAGGUUCUUCCGGUGGGUUAUGAUGACCGUCUGA